AUGUCAGGACGUCGAACACAAUCUGAAUCACGUAUUACAUCUGACAAAAGCGUAUCAGAUUCCUGGGGUGACAGUUUAGAUCGUGAUCUUUCAUUUGAACAUCGACAUCCACCGAUUAAAGAUAUUGGAAAUCAUGUAUUUCAUGAAUGUGAUAUCUACAUUUUGAAACAAAUUGAGUUAAAAAAAGAUGAGGAGUUUACAAGAGACAGAAUACAGACGCUAUUGGACAAAUAUUAUAGUUCUAAAAAUACUCAUUGUAAGCUAUAUAUGUUUGAUGAUACAAUGAGAUUUGAACGACUGAAAUCUAUGGGUCGACGUUCAUUUCAUUCAGAGUUACGUUAUGAAGAUAUAAAGCGUUGUUCAACAUUUCGUUCAAAACCACAAGCAUUAGCAUUAUGUGUCUCAAAUCAUCUCGAUGAUAAACGUACAUAUGAAUUCUUUCGUUGUAAAUCACCAAAUGAUAUUAAUCGAAUAUGUAAUCUGAUAGAUAAAGCUACACAAUCAGAUUCAUUUCGUUUAUCUCAAAAACUACCGAUAGUUUAUAAUGAUAAUAUUAAGCAAAACCUUUAUAUAAAUAACAAGAAUCGAGCUAUGUCCGUUGAAUCAGUUCGUAAUUCACUGUUAAAACCUAAUUCACUGAUAGGAGAUUAUAGUGAAUAUUCAAAGAAAACAUGUGAUGAAGCAGUUGGUUCAUGGAGAAUAACGAAACCAAAUGAAUUUAAGCUUACUUCUCUAAAAGAUAUAAAAUUGAAUGAAAAUGAAAAUAAAAAAAUAGAAAAAUCAUCUGUUCAUCGUGUAACUUCAAUACCAUUGCAAGUAAAUUCAACACAAACCCCAUUUAAAGAAGUUAACGAUGAAUCUACAAUUAAUUUAACUAGUAUGAAAGAAAUAUAUAAUGGAACUAAAUUACAAAAACCUAACAAAUUACCAAGAAUAAAAAUUGACAAAAGUAUGACAUUUCCAUAUAAAACUUGUGAUGACAACAUAACAUAUAUACAAGUUCAUCCAGUCUUUGGACCACAAAUAAAUGAACGUGGUCCAGUUUAUAUGUAUGCUGUACAAUUAUAAGUGUUAAUAUGAAAACAUCAGUAAACAGUGGAAAUAAUAUUUCAGUUCAACAAUGAAAAUUAAUCAUUACGUUUGUUUGUUCUUUUGCUAUUCAAUGUUAAUUUUACUUUCCUUAUUAAAAUAUAUUUAUGUGUAUUGUUA
Molecule: messenger RNA, 1209 nt
Organism: Schistosoma curassoni
Lineage: Eukaryota; Metazoa; Platyhelminthes; Trematoda; Strigeidida; Schistosomatidae
Source: the annotation of a GenBank genome assembly